UUGGGGUCACAUGUUUCUAAACAACCAAAGGAAAAACACCAUAGCCACAUGAGUUUGAUGCUACCUACUAAGAACAAUGCCAGCCAUCAUGAUUUAACAUGUCUUAAAAUGGAAGCUAUAUAACUCAACCAUUUCCUAAUUCCAAAACUCAUCCGAUCCAACCAAAACCCACUAAAUUUCUUGCAUAUUUAUAAUACUCUCCCCAAAUUUCCUUCAAUUCUAACACAAUACAACAUGAUCAGCACAAAGAAGCUUAUUAAACUCGCCAAAAAGUGGCGAAGGAUAGCAGCUGCCAAUAGGAAGAGGAUCUCAUGGCCUCGACAACUGGCCAAUGAGGGUCACUUUAUUGUUUACACAACUGAUGGAGGACGGUUUAUGAUUCCUUUGGCUUUUCUCAAGAGCGAAAUAUUCAUUGAGCUUCUCAAAAUAGCGGAGGAAGAGUUUGGAUUAGAACAAUCUGGGCCAAUUACACUACCUUGUGAUUCGAAUUUCAUGGAGUAUGUACUCUCCAUGGUCAAAAGAGGUCCGAUUGUGAACUUGGAGAAAGCACUAAUUAUGUCUUUACCUAGUUGUAGAUACUCAUCGUUUUCACAAGAAGAUCAAGAACAUAUUAGUCAACAAGUAUUAAUUUCCAGUUUCUAGC
This is a messenger RNA of Amaranthus tricolor (Joseph's coat), 643 nucleotides long. RefSeq names its product auxin-responsive protein SAUR64-like. The coding region runs from base 235 to 642 and encodes 135 amino acids. Gene Ontology annotation, biological process: response to auxin. The record is from RefSeq and is a predicted model, not a curated record. NCBI's taxonomy places the organism in Eukaryota, Viridiplantae, Streptophyta, Magnoliopsida, Caryophyllales, Amaranthaceae. The transcript has a single exon.